CAAAAAAACUUAAACAAAUUCAAAAUCAGAAGGUCAAUAAAACUACAAUGAGCGAAACCGGUCAGCUGAUAUAACCCUUUAACUAAAACGCGCCAAAAUUUCGGCAACCGCUAUAAAUAUCAUACACGCUUCACGUUGCCGAGUGAACACUCGUGUGAAUGAUAAUAUUAUACAUGUUGUUAAAAACAAGAUAAUAAACAUGCAAACGUUGAGACGCGCGGUGAUUUUUAACUAUGCUGGAACACAAACUGUUAGAUCCAUAGCUGUCAAAGCAGCGGUAGUCAAUGACAAAAAGACUGAUAUUAAACCAUGGCAAGAAAUUCCAGGCCCCUCUUCAUUGCCAAUUAUAGGACAACUGCAUCAUUUUAUUUUUAGAGGAUCUUUAAACCGGUCACAAAAGGAAGUUAUCAACAUUUUAUACGAACAGUACGGACCUAUUGUAAGAAUGAAGUUUUUGGGACUACCGGCAUUAAUCGUUCAUGUUACUGAUGCUGAAGCAAUCGAACAGGUCCUUCGAGGUGAAGAUGCCUUACCGGAUCGACCCGCAUUCAAAUCUCUCGAAUACUAUAGAAAAGAAUAUAACAAAAAUAGAAAUCCAUCAGAAAGUACAGGGCUAGUUACAGAACGAGGAGAAGAUUGGAAAAAGAUACGGACAAAAGUAAACCCAAUUAUGUUGCAUCCAAAGAGAGUAAAACUUUACACCAAAAUCUUAGACGAAGUAUCUGAGGAUAUGGUAAGCAGGCUGAAAUCAAAACUAAAUGAAAAGAAAAUGGUGGAAGGUGGCAUGAGGAGUCAUGUAAACUUGUGGUCUUUGGAAGCAGUCGCUGUAGUGGCUCUGGGAAAGAGGCUAAAUUGCUUUGAUCAAAAUCUCCCGCAAGAUUCUCCUGUUAGAAAACUCAUCAAGAAUGUUCAAGAAGUUUUUCAUGUGGCCGAAGAACUAGAUUUAAAACCCAGUCUUUGGCGAUAUUUUCCGACAAAAAUGUUCAAAAAAGCCAUGAAAAGUUAUGAAGAACAAUCAUAUCUAACUCGAUAUUUUAUAAAAGAAAGAAUAGAGGAAAUUAAUAAAUGUCCUGUUAGCAACGAUGACGAUAAGAGUAUAUUAGAGAAACUAUUGGACAUAGAUGAAAACACGGCGCAUCUGAUGGCAGGAGACUCGCUAUUUGCUGGAGUAGAUACGGUAUCGAAUGUGAUGAUAUCCAUAUUUUAUUACUUAGCGACAAAUAUUGAAAAACAAAAUAAAUUAAGGGAAGAGAUCAUAGCAGGGGAUCCUAAACAACCAUAUUUAAAGGCUUGUAUAAAAGAAACAUUACGGUUGAUACCUGUAGUACCAGCCAAUUUGAGGAAACUAACAAAGGAAUAUAAUUUAUUGGGAUAUCAGGUGCCAAUUGAUACCUUCGCCAUACUAAACCACGAGGUCCUAUGCAAGCAAGAUAAACAUUUCCCUCGUGCGAGUGAAUUCAUUCCGGAGAGAUGGAUUGUUGACAAAAGUGAUCCUCUACAUUAUAGCAGCGCACAUCCCUUCGUGUAUAAUCCCUUUGGUUUUGGCACUCGCAGUUGUAUUGGGAGACGUAUAGCACAACUAGAAAUGGAGUCGCUUGUUCACAAAAUGUUUCGGAGUUUCCACUUAGAAUGGCACGGACCUCCCGCCAAAGUAGAAGUUGCAAUAUCUAACUAUAUUGUUGGGGAUUUGCCUUUUACUCUUAAAGAGUUAUGAAUAUUAAAUAAUAAUCUGUGAUAGUUAAUUUAUUACUUUAAAAAUAAAUCUGGUUACAUUUCUUAUGAAAUGUCUUGUAAAUAACUAAAUAACUCUUUAUUUAGAUAUAAUGGGAGGAAAUUAUUUAUGUUUUAAAUAAAGGUGAAUAUAAAAACUUGAA
Colias croceus (clouded yellow) is the source of this 1874-nucleotide messenger RNA. Its product is annotated as cytochrome P450 CYP12A2-like. NCBI's taxonomy places the organism in Eukaryota, Metazoa, Arthropoda, Insecta, Lepidoptera, Pieridae. The transcript has 10 exons. The record is from RefSeq and is a predicted model, not a curated record. The coding region runs from base 200 to 1714 and encodes 504 amino acids. Gene Ontology annotation, molecular function: heme binding; iron ion binding; monooxygenase activity.